Messenger RNA from Corticium candelabrum, 3545 nucleotides. RefSeq names its product fibroblast growth factor receptor 4-like. Gene Ontology annotation, biological process: multicellular organism development; cell surface receptor protein tyrosine kinase signaling pathway; positive regulation of kinase activity. Lineage: Eukaryota; Metazoa; Porifera; Homoscleromorpha; Homosclerophorida; Plakinidae. The record is from RefSeq and is a predicted model, not a curated record. Gene Ontology annotation, cellular component: plasma membrane; signaling receptor complex. Gene Ontology annotation, molecular function: ATP binding; transmembrane receptor protein tyrosine kinase activity. The transcript has 17 exons. The coding region runs from base 1405 to 3318 and encodes 637 amino acids.
CGUGGAACUAUUCUUGCUGUACGCUCUAAUACUAAUAUAGCUAUGGUUGCACUUGCACAAUACCUGAUAGAAAUCUUUAUUAAAUUAGUUCAAUUCAAUGUCCUCAGCUUCUCAAGUUCCCAUUUCCACUUUUGAAAGGCACCCAGAACAGAAUUUGGAACCUAUUACUACUUGUGAACUAUCAAGGUCGCGCUGAAGGUACACAAAGUGGAGACCAGAAAAUAUGACCUUUUCUCCUUUAGGAUACUAGUGUACUGAACUACGUACCUUUAUCAUCGUCUUUUAUACCUGGUUCCACUGACGUAAUACCGCCUGCUUAGUUCAUGCACUCUCCCCGGUUAUGUGAGCUCGUAGCCCACUGCUAGAGGUACACAAACUAGACGACGUCAGCUUUUCUCGCCGCCAUUUUAGUAGCGGAAGAAGACCUAUUCAUCGUUUCUCUGUGUAUUUCUUCCGUCUCCCUAGAUUAUGAUAGCAUUGAUAUGGGUACCUUCACUGGCGUCCUUCACUAGUGAGUGCUCACACGUUUGCCAGUAACUCUGAAAGACAGCGAACAACAAGAGAUACCAAAGUUGUCCGUUUCAUCGCUGUACGAAUGGCACUGGGUGAAAACUGACCUGGGCUAGUCUGCUGCAACUUGCUGUAAACGUAAAGGUUCACUUUUUUGCUCGCAGAAUGGCGUAACGCGCAUGAGCAUCAAAGGCAACUGCCGACCCGGAUCGUUUUGUAUUGCACGAUGACGUCAUCUAUUAGGCGUUUCCAAUCCCUUUCACCCGCUCUAGUAUCUAUGGACUAACUUAAAGGGUAACUAACUGCAACGGAAAAAUCAAAAAUUCUAUGUUGGAAAUCGAUAGUUCUAGUUGCAUACAUGACAGGAAAAAUAGUUGUAGAUUUUUAAGAUAGGCCUUCGCUGUGAUAUAGCAGGUGAAAGUUGCUUCCAGUUAUUCGAGUUCCGGUGAAUGGCGUGGUAUCGUGUUGAAGUCACUGGAGGGAGACGCGUGUACGUGUGUAGUCAGCGGAGCGUAGAAAAUGGCUACACCUUUAGACCUAAGGCAUCACCAUCGUGUUAGAGGUGAUGACAGCGACAGGUCUUCUUCCGAAGAGCCGUCCGGAGGUUCUUCAAGCGAUGAAUUGCAAGAUGAGGAAGAUCUGCCGGGAGCCAUCGAGCGACAUGUGGUCAUUUGGUGUCUUGCUAUGGGGGAUUGCUACACUUGCUUGAUGCUGGCAGCCAUCAUACCUUGUACUGACCUUAAGUUCUUCCCAAUGGUAUGACAUCAAUCAACGUUGAACCCACUCUAGAAUCACCAGGAGUUACGAAAUCAACGAAAUCCGCUGAAUUUGGAAAGAGAUUUAGUAUAAUUAUCAGUCGUCUUAACGUCGGUUUAUUUAUCUUGGUUGGCGACAAUGGCUACCACUCCAUUAGCCUCGAACUUCCGGACCAGAGCGUCAGGACCAAAAUCAUACAAAAUGACUUCGAAAUCGCCGCUGACCACUGAUGCUAUGGUACGUUCACACGUGCAGGAAGUUACAGGCAGAGUUGUCAGACGGACAAAAGAUUACAGAUACUAUAGCAAAGGUUUCUUUGAACAAGUUUUGCACCUUCUUAGAAAGAGGUUGGCAACAAUUGGAGGGAAGUUGCGAAAUAUGUUCCUUUUCUAUCCUGUUUCGUCAUUUGCUAUAAUUUCAAUUUGCCAUUACGUUGAUGCCAUUGGUGCUACGACUACUAUAAUCAACAAAACGGCUACAGUUGGCGAUAGCUUUAAUUUCACAUGCUAUCCAAGCGAAUAUUGCUUACGUCCAGCUAGUAUUUGUUGGGGUGUAGAAUGGACAGUUCGAAAAAAGUCAUUUAAUGAUAGUCAUGAUGUCGAAGUUGAAGAUUGUCCAAAUUCUUCAAUUUGCUUUCACCAUCCCUUCUUCAAUGAUGGAUCGUCUGUGAAACCGUGGAGUUUGAUGGUGUUUAGAAACGUUACGUCAACGUCGGAGGGAGAGUACAAGUGUACGGAGUAUAUUGAUCGUUACCCGGAGCCUUCUGGCGUCUCCUUGCAAGUUUUGUUGUCGCUCACAGUCAAGACGAGUCACAAUAUCACAAACAGUGAGACAGGCAGAAAACAUGAAACCACAACAACAGCAGCAAGUCGGACGGGGCUAGGCGUUUAUGGAACGUCAAGCUCCAUUUCUAAAAUAUCGUGGCUAACGACAACAGCUAAAGACUCUUCUUCUACGUCUGGUGAUAAUAGAGUCACCAUCACGACAAUCGCUGUCACUCUGUCUACAUUGUUGGCUUUUAUUUUCACAAUUUGCGUCGUUUACUGUUUAUGUAAGAAAGCUGAGUGUUUGUUUCAAAGAGAAGAAAGUGAAGAUUCAUGGUCGGCCACAAACGUGAUAUGCAGAGUUUACAAUAAGUAUUGGGAGGAUUGGGAAUUUCAGCGUGAUCGUCUCGUUGUUCACAAUGAGUUCGCUCAUGGGAUGUUUGGUACAAUCUACAGAGGCGACGCAUACGGAAUUGCUUUGCCUAAAACGUGGUCUACGGUCGCUGUCAAAAUGUCAACAAGAGAUAAAGACGACAGCGUAUCAUCUAACGAAGCAAUACUUAGAGCAGAAGCGCAGCUCUUCGUUGUUAUGGGCGACAGCAGACAUGAAAACGUCGUUCGCUUAUUAGGAAUUUGCUCAGGAGAAGGUCCUCUUUGUCUUAUCUUUGAGUAUGCCCGUCACGGCGACCUCAAAAGUUAUUUGCGAUCGCACAGAGAAUCGGAAUCAUGUGAAGAGGAUUGCACCAACAAUACAAGCAACAGCAAAGAAACUAAAACGUUAUUAAUAACUGCUCACAAAAUGUUUUCCUUUGCCAUACAAAUUGCAUCAGCAAUGGAAUAUCUCUGUGACAAGCAGAUAGUUCACUGCGACUUGGCUGCUCGAAAUGUGUUGGUAUUUGAGGAAGAAGUUUUAAAAGUUUGCGAUUUCGGAAUGGCAAGAAACGUAAAAUCUUAUGGCUACUAUCGUCGGCAGUCAAAGGGUUUGCUUCCUUUAAAAUGGAUGUCUCCUGAAUGUAUAAUGUACAAAUGCUACACACAGGCGAGCGACGUAUGGUCGUUCGGAGUAUUGCUGUGGGAGAUCGCCACUUUAGGAGGCUCUCCUUAUCCAAGCGUUCCUACACAAAGACUCUACGAUAUUCUGACAAGUGGUUAUCGAAUGAAUUGUCCGACUAGCUGCCCACGUCGUCUACAUGCUAUUAUGCUUCUCUGUUGGACGGAUAAUCCUAGUCAAAGACCUACAUUUGAGGAUCUCUCGGGACAAUUGUCUGACGCAAUGAAGAGAAUUUGAAAAAUAAUUGAAUACUUUGUUAGUUAACGUGGACUAUUUGGUUGAAUGUUAGUGCAGCUGUGUCUGCAAGUGUCUUACUGUCUCUAGCAUAUUCUUCACUUAGAGAGUGCGUGCGUAGGAAUAAUGCGAAAGAAAAGCAGCCUAUUUUAGUUUGACGAUUUAUAUCCUAAAAUUGGGAGUAACAUGGCUUAUGAUUUUCUGAAAUCAAAUUGUAGCUUUCAGCCACA